Messenger RNA from Saccharomyces eubayanus, 2496 nucleotides. It is a transcript of the gene SYH1, whose product is annotated as Syh1p. Gene Ontology annotation, molecular function: protein binding. Bases 1 to 2496 code for a protein of 831 amino acids. The record is from RefSeq and is a predicted model, not a curated record. The transcript has a single exon. NCBI's taxonomy places the organism in Eukaryota, Fungi, Ascomycota, Saccharomycetes, Saccharomycetales, Saccharomycetaceae.
AUGAAUCCUCUGAACUCUCUAGUAUUUGAUCUCCAGAGUAUCAAGCUUGCAGACGCAAACUCAGAUACAACUACACUAUCAAAUAGCAACACUCCAAUGAUGAACAAUACAGCUCCUCUACAAAGGACCUCCUCUCUUUUGGAUUCCAUUGGCAUCCAAAGAGGGUCCUCUCCAUUUGUACCAGCAAGCGUUAAUGCUGUUAAUGGUGCCGGUGCUGUUCCAAUGAAUGCAUAUGGUGCUGAAAUUGCUGGAUCUGGCCCACAGAUACCUGUUAAUCAAGACAACAGCGGUGCGUUCAACGUGGCGUCUAAUUUGCAUGUGAGCACUAGCAGUGCUUCUCUUAACAACAAUCAGCCGAACGCAUUGCCGAAUAUGGGUUCUUAUCUUUUCAAUUCAGCAGGACUUGCCUCUAACGCUGGCAACCAACUUCCACCGCCUGGUAUAGAAUCGCAGUGGAAAUACGUUGACUCGAACGGUAACAUUCAAGGCCCCUUUAGUAGCAACAAUAUGUCACAAUGGUAUCAAGCAGGGUAUUUCACCCCGACCUUGCAGAUUUGUAGAUUAGCAACAUCUAUCGAGCCAUUUGGUGUGAGUGAUCAGUUCAUCACACUGGGUAAAUUAACUACCUUGGUUAACAACUAUCAGGACCCAUUUACCACUUUUGAUUUUAUUGCAAUUACGGCAUUAAGUGGUGUUCCAUCUGUCACACCAAUUGCGCCAGAAAACCAAAAGGUUGAAACAAAAAAGUUAAAGCCUACUGCUGAUGUGCAUAGUGAUGACUUUACUUACGAAGAGAUAUUAAAUCUCAAGUUUGAAGACGGAAGCUACUAUCGUGAAACUCAAGUUUGGGUUCCUGUAAACGGCCGUCAUGUCACGAAAGUAGACCACAUUCCUGAGAGUAUUAAGAAGUCUGCACCUACUGCUGGCGUUGAAAAAAGAGCCCGUUCUAAUGAACCAAAAAGUGCUCCAACUAAAGCGAGCGCAGAGGAGUACAAAGUGGAAACUGCUAGCGAUGAAAACGAAUUACCUCAGGAAGCCCAAAACGCUGACGAGAAAACCAUUCUUCAAGAUUCAAUUCUGUCAAAAGUGCAAGAGGUUGAACAAAUAUCUCCAGAGAACAGGGAGCUAGAAAACACUUCUCAAAUAUCUUCUGAAGAACAAAAAAGGUUUGCAAAAGCAGAAUUGAUGGCUCAAAAAUUGCUGGAAGAACAACAAAGACAAGAAGAAGAAAAAAAGAGAAGAGAAGAACAGCGCAAUCUAAAGAAAGAGAAAAAACUAAAGCAAAAGCAAAAGAAGGAAGAAGAUAAAUUGAAAAAAAAGAAGAAGGAAGACGGGAAGUUAGAAAAAGAGAAACAAAAGGAAUUGUUAAAUAGUAUCUUGAGUGAAGAUACAGAGUCCUCCUCGCCCACUGAAAGCCCUGUCGCCUCUUCCGGUACCAAUUUAGCACCCUGGGCUAACAAGCAAGCAGACGAUGCUGUCUCUAAUCAAAUAUCUUCUGCAUUAGAAGAUCUGAAGAAGAAAAACACAUUAAAGAAAGAGAAGAAGCCUAGUCGUACUCAAUUAGACCGCGAAGAAGCAUUGAAAUUACAAAAGGAAAUACUAGGUUCAACGCAGGCUCAAACAACAGCUCAUACCGCUUCUGCCUGGGGUAUAAAGCCACAACAGCAACCAAUCAAGCUUGACAUCAAAGAAGAAUUGUUGAAAGGCUCUAAAAGUGCAAAGGGUCUGCCAACAGUUAACAAGAAGAAAAUGAGUAAGGAUGAUGAUUUCCAAUCAAACUCUACUUUCAUUGAAGAACAGAAAAAGCUGUGGGAACAAGUUCAAAAGAAAUCCAAGAAAUCCAACCGCAUUACCUCGCUCGAUGAUUUCAUUUCAAGGACGCCUUCCCCAUUAUCUUCAGCGGCCAAUUCGUCAAAUCCUAGUAAUGCGUGGACCACGGUUUCUUCUAAGAGUACUACCACUUCGACAACUUCAGCGGCCCCCGUGUCCGUAAAUCAACCAAGGUCAUACAUUAGUCCUGAUAAACUACGUUCUGUAGGAGGAACAGCCAGUACAAUAAAAACUAAGGCAAACGGGAAGGGUAAGCAAAUCGGCUCAUCUACUAGUAUCCCUAACCUGAAAGCCCGUCAAGCUAAAGUAUCACGAGCUCCUGCCUAUCCCGGUAAUGCUUCGGUUUCUAAGCGUCAAGAAUUUUUGAAGUGGUGUCGGUCUCAAUUGAAGUUAAACUCAGGCGUUCAACCCGACAAUGUUUUAGAAAUGUUGCUGAGCUUGCCACCAGGUCCUGAGUCUAAAGAAAUCAUUGCUGACACCAUAUAUUCUUAUAGUUCAACCAUGGAUGGUAGAAGAUUUGCUACUGAUUUUACCAAAAAGCGCUUAGAAUGCGAAGAACAAAUCAGCGAUCCAUUAAGCUGGAGCGAAGUAUUAACUAUGCCCGAAGGUAGUUCUGAAGAUUGGGAAUUCCAAGUCGUUGGUAAGAAGAAAGGAAGACGCUUCUAA